GUGAUAUUUUUGAAAAAAACAUACUACAGUUGUAGUAGUAGUAAUAAUAGUGUGUAAAUAUAUAAUCAUUUUUAGGAGACUUGAAUUUUAUUCUGAAUAUUCUGAAUAAUAUAAGCAAAUUAUAUCGAUUUUUCGGGCUUACAAGGUCAGUUCAAAGAAGUGUGUGCAUGUCUAUGUUAAGUGCUUGUCAAACACUUUAACACCACUUGAACAAUGUCAUCAAAACCAAUUUUGUUAAAGGAGAAACCAUUUGUCGACAUGGAAGAAAUCAAUAUACAAAUUGAACCAUGUAAAACUUAUUCUCGAACUUAUUUUAGUGACGGAUGUGUUGAAACUACAGGAACUGACGAAACAGAUUUGCUGAGAGGAGAAUCAAAAACUAUUUCAAAUGAAUCUACUAAUGAUUGGCGGUCAUGGUUACUUAAACAAUCAGCAGUAAUUGGUUCUAGUGCAUUGAAUAAAGUCGAUUACCUUGGUGAAUCUUUGGCCAAUUUUUUUGGUAUCACUACGCCAAAAUAUCAAUUUGAAAUAAAUUAUCACAACAACAUAAUGCAAGAAGUGAAUGCAGAAAAAAUCACCAAUGAAGAAAACAUGAAAGGAUGGACUCAACAACCUCAAAAAUGUACUAUAACAACAGAACCAUGUUAAGUUUCAUUCAGUUCCCUUACUUAUUUGUUUUUUAAAAAAAUACUAAUAAUUUAUAUAAUUAUAAAUAAUAAUAUAUCAUUUUCUAUCUAAAAUAAUAUUUUGAAUUUUUUACAUAAAAUGUGGUUUGUAGAAUUUACAUUACUCUAUAAUUAAAUAUAUAAGUAUUUUCUAGAGCAUUCUUAAUUUGCACAGAGAACGAUAUUUAUUAUGUUAAUAUAUCUGUUUAAUGUAAUAAACUCCACUUAAGCUAACUUCUUAUUACAAAUAAAUGAUUGUCAAUUAAACAAUAAGUAUUCAAACCCUUAUUUUCAUUGUGAAAAUCAAAAAAAUAUAUA
This is a messenger RNA of Melanaphis sacchari, 983 nucleotides long. RefSeq names its product protein FAM177A1-like. The record is from RefSeq and is a predicted model, not a curated record. The transcript has 4 exons. NCBI's taxonomy places the organism in Eukaryota, Metazoa, Arthropoda, Insecta, Hemiptera, Aphididae. The coding region runs from base 214 to 648 and encodes 144 amino acids.